Sebastes umbrosus (honeycomb rockfish) is the source of this 933-nucleotide messenger RNA. RefSeq names its product olfactory receptor 11A1-like. The record is from RefSeq and is a predicted model, not a curated record. Gene Ontology annotation, molecular function: olfactory receptor activity; G protein-coupled receptor activity. The coding region runs from base 1 to 933 and encodes 310 amino acids. The transcript has a single exon. Lineage: Eukaryota; Metazoa; Chordata; Actinopteri; Perciformes; Sebastidae. Gene Ontology annotation, biological process: G protein-coupled receptor signaling pathway. Gene Ontology annotation, cellular component: membrane.
AUGAUGAUGAUGAACUCUACUCAGGUUUCAUAUUUCACACUAACCGCCUACUUUCACACCGGGAUGUUUAAAUAUCUCUAUUUCAUUAUUAUCAUGUGUUUAUAUGUGUUGAUCAUUAGUGCCAAUGUGUUGCUGGUGGUGGUUAUCUGUAGUAACAGAAGCUUACAUGAACCUAUGUACCUUUUCCUGUGCAGCCUGUUUGUAAAUGAACUGUAUGGUAGUACAGGGUUGUUUCCAUUCCUUCUGGUUCAGAUCCUCUCUGACGUUCACACUGUUGCUGCUCCACUCUGUUUCCUGCAGAUCUUCAUCGUGUAUUCUUAUGUUUGUGUGGAAUUAUUGAACUUAGCCGCCAUGUCUUAUGACCGAUAUCUGGCUAUCUGUUAUCCUCUACAGUAUAACACACGGAUGCCAUUUAAUAAGAUUGCUUUUCUUAUUGCUCUAGCAUGGUUUUAUGCUUCUGUUGCAUGUUUUGUUCCAAUAACUCUGAGUGUCCAUUUACAGCUGUGUGGGAACGUCAUUAACAAAGUCUACUGUGAUAACUACUCCAUCGUUAAACUGGCAUGCUCUAACACUACCGUCAAUAAUAUUUAUGGACUUAUUGGUACUUUUGCUGUAAUCAUAUGUCCUCUAUCUCUGAUCCUUUACACCUACAUGAGGAUCCUCAGAGUGUGUUUCUCUGGCUGUAAACAGACCAGACAGAAAGCUGUCAGUACCUGCACACCUCACCUCGCCUCUCUGCUCAACUUCUCCUUCGGGGCUUUCUUUGAAAUAAUACAGAGCAGAUUUAAUAUGAAUGGUUUACCGUUUAUGAUCCGUAUAGUUUUAUCUCUAUACUUUCUAACAUGCCAGCCGCUCUUUACCCCUUUAUUAUACGGCCUGAACAUGUCCAACAUCCGUGUCAUAUGUAAAAAGCAAUUUUUUUCUAAAAUAUAG